AUGGAGGAAACGAGAGACAACCAGAAUAACGAGCAAAACAAUGGACAAAAUGGAGCCCAUCAACUCAACAACCAAAUUGGGACUACCGAACUAGUCCAACUCAUGCAAGCAUUCAUUACUGCUGCAACUGCAAAUAACCAGAAUCAGUGCGGAGCCCCGCACACACCUCUAGGACCAAUGACCAGAAGUCAGGCACUAAAUGAAUUCUGCAAGCGUCGCCCGCCCUACUUUCAAGGAGAACCUAACCCCACAGCUGCGGAAGCUUGGCUAGCAGAAAUCAAGAAAAUUCUUGAAACCCUAGACAUUCAAGAGGCUAGCAAUCGAAUUGCCCUAGCUACCUAUCAGAUGCAGAGUGAAGCUCAGCAUUGGUUCGAAGAAAUUUUCCUUGACAAGUACUUUCCAGCACCUGUCAAACAAGCACUGGCCUCGGAAUUCAUGAACCUCGAGCAGGGCACAAUGACUGUGACCCAGUACGCAGCACGGCUUGAAGAACUGUCUCGCUAUGGUACAAAAAUCAUACCUACUGAUGACGACAAGGCGAGAAAAGUUGAGUGGGGACUCAAUGAGACACGCCGAGCGAUGGUGGCGCAGACGCUUCCCACCUACUCACAAGUGGUGCAAUGCGCACUUAAGAUGGAGAGAGAAAACUUGGAUUUCAAGACAAGACGACAUAUCCAGAUCAACUGUCCCAAGUUGAUCAGAGUUAGAAGCCAAGGGGGACAGCCGUCGCAAAAUCAAGUCAAGGCUGCAGGAAUUGGGAAUCAGAAUCAAGCUAGACCGGUUUGGAAUAGUAACCAACCCGGAGGACAGAACCAGCCUUGCGGUGGGUGGAACCAACCACCAACUCAGAACAGAGGAUCGAACAGGCCAAUCCAGCCCAGUGCUGGAAGGGUGUUUGCGCUGCAAGGGAUAGAAGAGGAGAUGGACCCUGCAGUAAUCCAAGGUACCCUUACUCUUUUUACUACAUGUGUUCAAGCACUAUUUGAUUCUAGAGCUUCGCACUCAUUCAUAUCUGCCAUAUGUGUAUCUACAUUUGGAUUAGAAACUGAACCUCUAAAGACAACUAUGCUUAUGACCUCACCACUAGAGGGUAAGAUUCCGAUAGUACUAAUCUAUAAAGGGUGUGAACUAGAAGUAUCGAACCUGCGGUUAACAUGCGACUUAUGA
Molecule: messenger RNA, 1167 nt
Organism: Rhododendron vialii
Lineage: Eukaryota; Viridiplantae; Streptophyta; Magnoliopsida; Ericales; Ericaceae
Exons: 3
Coding region: 1-1167 (388 amino acids)
Source: RefSeq, a predicted model, not a curated record